CAUAAAAAAUACCAUUUGGCGGUAGCACUAAUGAUGAUAAUGAGGGAAAGUCGGAACAAGUUGUAGGCAUGAAGGAAAUGAUAAUCCCCAUCUUCGCUGGAAUUUUAUCAGCCUUGAGAAGAGUGAUUGCUAGGCGGGUGUCCCUUAAGAAUCAACUGAAGAGGCGACUAAAUGCCAUAACAAUUGCAUCUGCAACAUGCUUUUUGUUUCCGAUUGCCAUGUGGGACAUGAUUAUAGGAUCAACUAGUGUAGAGUUGCCAUUUUCUGCAUGGGCUUUUACAAGCACCAUCCUUUUCGGCAUCAUAUUGAUAUUCUACGUUGAUAGUAUUGCAGAGGAAAGGUUGCAAAUGGUUUUUUCUUCUCCAAGGCAUUUGAUGGCUGCAGGAGGAUGCAUCAUUGUCAUGGAAUUUGCAUAUAAAAUGGACUUCUCCCUACCUGGUUUUCUAAUUUGUGCAGUCAUUUUGGGUUUUGGUAAAUACAAACCAUGUCUUCGCUUAUACCCUCUCCAGUGAAGCAAUCAGUUAAACACAUCAUAUGGGAUAUUUGCGGCCUCUUUUUUUUGGGGGGGGGGAUAGUUCAUAAAUUUGAAAGCUCCACUUUGCUACUGACCAAACAAACCCAAUGUGCAAGAUAUACCUAGAACUUACAUAUACUCGAAAGCGUAGGGAGACUCUUUUUUAGAGGACCCCUGACAUACUUAGUGAUAAUGAAACAACUUAAACAAUGCACUCAACUUGUAUGUCUUGAAAUUUCACUUAAACCAUAUUUCCAAUUGCUUUGAAACCUUUGUAUAAUGAUAUACUUUCAGGGAUAUAUGAAGCAACAUCGUUGGACAUUACUAGGAAAGGUUCAAAUCAGAGCUCAAGUCUAUCAAAUGGGUUCUUGGAUGAUCGGGUUGAAAUGUCUCCUCUUCCAACUUAAUUUUUGUAGUAAAACUGCACAAAUUGGUCAAGUCUCUGGCAUGGCAACCCACAAAUUGUUCAACUCUUUGCACAAAUUGUUUAUUGCAGCAAAACUGCAAAGAAAAAUGUGUCAUAUCUCAAGCUACUGUCGUUUAACGAAACUCUUUACAUUUUCUUUCUUCCAAUGGUGAAGAGCUGCGAAAAUUAUUGUACAGACAUUGAUACCCUUCAUACUAACUAUGAGGUUUUUUUGCUGGUGUUAGGGUGAAUACGAGUAUUUCAGUUCUGG
Messenger RNA from Cuscuta campestris, 1191 nucleotides. NCBI's taxonomy places the organism in Eukaryota, Viridiplantae, Streptophyta, Magnoliopsida, Solanales, Convolvulaceae. The record is from the annotation of a GenBank genome assembly.